Nothoprocta perdicaria is the source of this 2526-nucleotide messenger RNA. RefSeq names its product protein kinase AMP-activated non-catalytic subunit gamma 2 (gene PRKAG2). The record is from RefSeq and is a predicted model, not a curated record. Bases 40 to 1752 code for a protein of 570 amino acids. The transcript is spliced from 16 exons. Lineage: Eukaryota; Metazoa; Chordata; Aves; Tinamiformes; Tinamidae.
UCCUCUGCGGAUCCAGUGCUCAGCACCUCGGCUAAAGGGAUGGGAAGCCCUGCCAUGGACAGCAAGAAGAAAGAUGCCUCUGGCAGCAGGAAAAGCUCCAGCCAGAAGAAACUCAUGUUGCGGGUGCACAUUCCCGAUCUCAGCUCGUUUGCCAUGCCCUUCUUGGAUGGUGAUGUAGAGAGCACGGACAAAAAUGCUGCUCGCAAGGGGGAAGAAAGCUACUCUACAGGCAGCCCUUCGAAAGGCCUUUUCUCCAAAGGGCUCCAGAACCGGCCUUCCAGCCCCGUUUCUGCCCCCGUGAGGUCUAAGCACAGCCCCGGCUCACCCAAAACAGUGUUCCCCUUCCCAUACCAGGAGUCUCCCCCACGCUCCCCACGCCGCAUGAGCUUCAGUGGGAUCUUCAGGUCCUCCUCCAAAGAGUCCUCCCCCAAUUCUAACCCGUCUACCUCUCCCGGGGGCAUCAAGUUUUUCUGCAGAUCAAGAAAAACCUCUGGCCUCUCCUCAUCUCCAUCCACCCCAACACAAGUGACCAAGCAGCCCACGUUUCCUCUCGAAUCCUAUAAGCAUGAACCAGAGAGACUAGAAACACGGAUUCACUGUUCCUCACCUCCGGACACAGGGCAGGGAUUUUCUUUGCCUCCAUCCCAAAGUGCAGCCAAGCCUCCUAUAAUGACUCCAGCUCCUUGUGCUACCUCAAAACCAGCGGCGGCGGCGGCGGCAGCGGCGGCUCCGGAUCCCUCGCAGCCCCCGGCCGCCUCCGAAGGGAUGCUGGAGAAACUGGAGCUCGAAGAUGAAGCACUUGAAGAAUCGGAAAGUGACAUUUAUGUGCGAUUCAUGAGGUCACACAAGUGUUACGACAUUGUCCCCACGAGCUCCAAGCUUGUUGUUUUCGACACUACGCUACAAGUAAAGAAAGCCUUUUUUGCCUUGGUGGCAAAUGGUGUUAGAGCAGCUCCGCUAUGGGAGAGUAAAAAACAGAGUUUUGUAGGGAUGUUAACAAUUACAGAUUUCAUUAACAUACUGCAUAGAUACUAUAAGUCUCCAAUGGUUCAGAUCUAUGAACUGGAGGAGCACAAAAUAGAAACCUGGCGGGAGCUUUAUUUACAAGAGACAUUUAAACCUUUAGUGAACAUCUCCCCAGAUGCAAGCCUUUUUGAUGCUGUAUAUUCACUGAUCAAAAACAAAAUCCACAGAUUGCCGGUUAUAGAUCCUGUCAGUGGGAAUGCACUUUAUAUACUUACCCAUAAAAGAAUCCUCAAGUUCCUCCAGCUUUUUAUGUCAGAGAUGCCAAAGCCUGCCUUUAUGAAGAAGAAUUUGGAUGAACUUGGGAUAGGAACUUACCACAACAUUGCCUUCAUACAUCCAGACACUCCUAUCAUUAAAGCCUUGAAUAUAUUUGUAGAAAGAAGGAUAUCGGCAUUACCUGUUGUGGAUGAGUCAGGAAAAGUUGUAGAUAUUUAUUCCAAAUUUGAUGUAAUAAAUCUUGCUGCUGAAAAAACAUAUAAUAACCUAGAUAUCACAGUGACGCAAGCCCUACAACACCGGUCCCAGUAUUUUGAAGGUGUUGUAAAGUGCAGUAUGCUGGAAACACUGGAGACCAUUGUGGAUAGAAUAGUGAAGGCCGAGGUGCAUCGUCUGGUGGUAGUGAAUGAAGCGGACAGCAUUGUGGGCAUCAUCUCCCUCUCCGAUAUUCUACAGGCUUUGGUACUCACACCAGCAGGUGCCAAACAAAAGGAGAACGAAAGUGACUGACUGCUGUGAAUGUGUAAACGCUGUAGGAGAACUUGAACAAAAGCUUCUGGGUCAAGUUUGUCUCAAGAACAGUGACCGCCAUAGACGGGAGCAGAGUGGCUGAGAAUGUGUUUUGGGACUUAGUGAUGGAUGAUGAGUCUCUUCCCCCCAGUGAUGUCGCAAAAAAAAGCAGCAUGACAAAAGCUUAUGUUAAAAUGUAGGCUUGUAUUUCAAACCGUCUUCGAAACAUUUGCUGGAAGACUUCACAUGAUGUCCUUCAUUACAAUGCACUGUAUUCUGAAACUUUUUUUCAUUUUGUAUUUGACAGAAGUCACCGGUCAGCAAUGGAUAUAUGUGACAUAAGGCAAGUGUAUGGCAUAUUCAUAUCAUAGUGCCUUAUGUCAAAAUACAGCAAUAUGUCAUCACUGUUGCCCAUCACUGUCAAAGGAAGUAUUGUGCUAAACGAGACACUGUAUUUGAAUGUGAAAGUCUUGAAACCUAAAACCAAAUCAGUUUCAGUUCUCAUUAGAUUUGUCAUAAAAGCUGUAAUUUGAAUAUUGGUAGACUUUAAAACUUGGACAGUUUUGUGUUAAAUGUUGCAUUCUGAACGGAGAUGUAAAACGAGACUGAUUUUAAAGAACAGCUUUAUUUAUUUUUACUUUCUUGACAAUUUUUUACACAUCUUUGGUGGAUAGCUAAAAUUUCACCAUAUCCAUUAAUAAACUGUUGAUUGUUAUACAACCAAGUGGUAGAUUUUUCUCGUUAUUUAAAUGAUUGGAGCUGCAGGAGCUGUGG